This is a messenger RNA of Endocarpon pusillum Z07020, 1770 nucleotides long. RefSeq lists its product as uncharacterized. NCBI's taxonomy places the organism in Eukaryota, Fungi, Ascomycota, Eurotiomycetes, Verrucariales, Verrucariaceae. The record is from RefSeq and is a predicted model, not a curated record. Bases 1 to 1770 code for a protein of 589 amino acids. The transcript is spliced from 2 exons. Gene Ontology annotation, molecular function: nucleic acid binding.
AUGGCUGCUUCCGAAGCGCACCCCCUAAUGGAACCACCAUUUCCAGCCACGCAUCAGCUCAACGCAGAAUUGGAUACUCCUCCACACGGAUCGGCCCACGGAGUUUCAACGCCAUAUUUACCAGGAUAUCCCCGUAUAUCACUCCAGAACCGAUGUGGAGCGCUGGACUUUCUCGAGAAAGAAUACUGCUCGGCGGACCUGGAUCGGAUGGCGGGCAGGCUCUGGUGGAUGUCAAAACAGGACAGCGCGAAUAUUUCCCCAUUCCAUCGACAACUCGUGAAAAGGCGAAGCAUCAUCGUGACCGAGGAUCCAAAAUUACAUCUAGUAUGGAUCUACGAUCGAAUUUUCGUGAAGCCGCUCCCCCGAUAUCUCACGUCAUACGCGUUUUGGCGAGACUAUCUGGGAAACGAUGCGGACGUUACAGCUCGGAGUCGUUAUAUUCAUAUUCGCAAAGCAGCUUUGGGCUAUCUCAGGACGUACUUCUAUCUCGUCAGAUCUGAAUCUGACUUCUACAUUGCUCAAGAUCCUAGUCUGCACCUCGUCCCCAUAGGCAUCACCUGGGAGCAGUUCUGCAACUUUACGACCGACCUGGCCAAGAUACCCGACCGGGACGUCUCCAGACGUUACGCCUACGGCGAGAUCAGACUGACUAGACUCAAUUUCUACGCCCCGCUCCUCCUCAGGAAGUCACACUUCCAACGCGUCGAGUAUCAGUACAGGGAAUAUUUUGCCCGCUUUUACGGUCCAGUCUUAUUUAUCAUCGGAAUUACAUCAAUUGUUUUGAGUGGACUACAGGUUGCCGUUGCCGUUGAAGAGGCUGAUCCUUUGCUGAAUGGUCGAGUGCUACUGGUCGUUGCUCUUUGGUACAAAGCUCCUGAGGAGCAUAUGUUUCCACAGAAUAAAGAGCUACCAGACGUUAUCUGGGCUUUCUCUCCCAAAGGAUGGACUGAUGAAGAGCUAGCUACUGAUUGGCUACAUCGAAUAUUCGUCCCACAGACAGCAAGGAAGGGCAAGCAUUCAAUUUUGAUACUUGACAACCACAAAAGCUAUACCACAGGCGAAUUUCAGUACUACUGCCUUGAAAACAACAUCCAUCCUCUCUAUUUACCUUCCCACGCUACCCACAAGCUCCAACCACUCGAUGUGGAUCCUUUUUCGCCUCUUACGACUGCGUACGGCCGCGCCGUUGAAGAAUACACUCCCACAGGCAUUGCCACGCUGAAUCGAAGCGUUUUUUCGCUUCUGUACGUUCAAGCCCGACAGACAGCAUUCACACAAAGGAACAUACGCGCAGGAUGGAAAAGAGCUGGCAUUUGGCCCAUAAAUAGACAAAAGCUGUUGGAUGACCCUGAAAUCAAGAAUUUCGGCCGUACAACGCCUGAAUAUCAGCCUGCGCCCGUCAAAGAGGGUCCUAAUCAUCUUCAUUCUACGCCAAAGAAGGCCAAUGAAAUUCGAGAGCUUCAAGCAACAAUUGAGGCCAAGGUCACUCCUCGUACACGGCGCUCCGUACGUAAGCUCAGCCACGCAGCUUUGCAAGAGCACGCCGGCGCUCAAUUGCUUCAAAACGAGCUCAACGACGUACGGCGACAGCUACAUCAUCAAGAGCUUAAAAAGCGCUCAAAGCGCAUGGCCAAAGAGAACGUGCAGCGUUCGUGGAACCUCGAACAGGUCAAGGCAGCCCGGGAAGGAAGGCCGCCCUCCCGCGUGCAAAUUACGCGCCGCACAGAGAAUUCCUUGCGCAUAGUGAUACUUUCUGACAAGCUUGAGUAA